AUGGCACGGCCCGCAACGCUGCUGGCCGCCGCCCUGGCGCUGUGCCUGCUGCUGGCGCCGACCGGCCUCGCGUGGUACAAGACGGCGGCCGGGCCCAGCCUCUACUCGGUGGGCCGCGCCGCGGGGCUGCUGUCCGGCCUCCGCAGGUCCCUGGACGCGCGGCGCGCCGAGUCCCCCGUGGGCGCGGGACCCCCGGUCCAGGCCGCCGCCUUCCCGGAGCUGCGCCCCAGACUGCGGAGCCUCAUCCUGUGCGUCAAGGACGUCACCCCGAAGCUGCAGAGCUGCGAGAGGCUCCCCGACGGCCACGCCACUCUCCAGUGCAAGGCGGACGUCUUCCUGUCGCUCCGCGCCGCUGACUGUCGCAGCACCUGAGCCCGACCCGG
Messenger RNA from Ceratotherium simum simum (southern white rhinoceros), 383 nucleotides. It is a transcript of the gene NPB, whose product is annotated as neuropeptide B. The record is from RefSeq and is a predicted model, not a curated record. Gene Ontology annotation, biological process: G protein-coupled receptor signaling pathway; feeding behavior. Gene Ontology annotation, molecular function: G protein-coupled receptor binding. Lineage: Eukaryota; Metazoa; Chordata; Mammalia; Perissodactyla; Rhinocerotidae.